AACAAAAAAGAGCAACAGUGGUUGACUUUUUAGACCUCAGUUGAGGGAGGUUCUUAACAUCUCUCUCUCCCUAUCCACUCUCUCACUCCCUCUUGGCCUAGAGGAUAAGCAAAGAGGGAUUUGCCUCAGAAGCAACAAGCGUGUGUCAGGAUGUACAGCUUUAUGGGUGGUGGCCUGUUCUGUGCCAUUGUGGGGAACAUCCUAUUAGUGGUCUCCACGGCAACAGACUAUUGGAUGCAGUACCGCCUCUCUGGCAGCUAUGCCCACCAGGGCCUGUGGAGGUACUGCAUGGCCAACAAGUGCUACAUGCAGACAGCAAGCAUAGGUUCUCCAAAGUUGAACCACUUGCCUCAUAAGACGGCAUCUGAGAUUACAGGAGCUGUACUCUGGCUCGUUCAAGCAUACUGGAAUGCCACACGGGCAUUCAUGAUCCUAUCAGGAAUGGCAUGCUUUGCUGGCAUCAUGGCAGGCAUCCUCUCAUUUGCUCAUUUUUCGGCCUUUGAGAGGUUCAGUCGUUCCUUUGCUGCAAGCAUCAUGUUUUUCAUUUCCACUCUAUUUGUGCUGCUGGCUAUGGCGAUAUACACUGGCGUAACCCUAAGCUUCCUUGGCAAACGUUUCGGAGACUGGCGCUUUUCCUGGUCCUACAUACUGGGCUGGGUGGCCAUGCUCAUGACCUUUUUUGCAGGGAUAUUCUACAUGUGUGCCCACAGAAUGUAUGAAUCAAGGAGGGUGGUUGGAAAUCGCUAAACUGUUCAGACAGAAAAGCUUCUUGGCAAUCAUCAGGACCUGUUCAUAUGAGGAAAUAUAAUAUCCAAUUAUUUCAACAUAUCUUCAUGUCUUAACACACUAACCUGCAAAAAUACAGUGAAACAUGAAUAUUUCGAUAGUUUAAGAACAGUUUUUAAAGACUUUUUACACAUGCAAAUAUAUUUGUAUAAUUCUGCACAGAUAAAUAUGCCAGUCUCCACAAUGUUUAUUUCACUUUUCAUAAUUUUUUCAAUAAAAUUCCAC
This is a messenger RNA of Xyrauchen texanus (razorback sucker), 1011 nucleotides long. RefSeq names its product lens fiber membrane intrinsic protein-like. The transcript is spliced from 6 exons. Gene Ontology annotation, cellular component: plasma membrane. The record is from RefSeq and is a predicted model, not a curated record. Lineage: Eukaryota; Metazoa; Chordata; Actinopteri; Cypriniformes; Catostomidae. Gene Ontology annotation, molecular function: structural constituent of eye lens. Bases 151 to 747 code for a protein of 198 amino acids.